AUGGGAGUCGCGUCCAGAAUCAUCUCGACGAUUCUCCGAGCCGGCCAGCUUUUCUGCGGCGCCGUCGUGCUCGGCAUCCUGGGCCACUUUUUCCACAAUGUCGGCGAGGCCCACGCACUGGGGCCGGGCGGGCGGCUCAUCUACACGGCCACCAUCGCGGGCAUCACGAUCCUCGCGUCGCUGGUGCUCAUCCCGCCGUUUGCCCACACGUUCUGGUCCUUUCCCCUCGACUUCCUGCUCUUUGCCGCCUGGCUGCUGAGCGGCCUCCACACGUGCCGGUCGGGCUGGUUCCGCACUUACUGGGGCUUCUACUGGGGCGAGUGGCGCCGGGUGGUUGCCCCGGGCAUCACUCGGCGGCUCGACGGCUGCAGCGCGUGGCGCUCGGUCCUGGCAUUUUCUUUCAUCGCCAUGUUCCUCUACCUUCUGAGCAGCAUACUGGGGCUUCUCUGGGUCCGCAGGCACGGGAAGUUCAGGGGGAGGCGCCGCGGAGAGCCCAUCGGUGUCGCUCCGCCUCCCAUGGAGGCUUCGCCGGCUGGGGCUGCGAGCCAGCCAGCGCCACCGAGCCAGGCCUGGCCGUAA
Messenger RNA from Thermothielavioides terrestris NRRL 8126, 579 nucleotides. RefSeq lists its product as uncharacterized. The record is from RefSeq and is a predicted model, not a curated record. Lineage: Eukaryota; Fungi; Ascomycota; Sordariomycetes; Sordariales; Chaetomiaceae. The transcript has 4 exons. Bases 1 to 579 code for a protein of 192 amino acids.